Strigops habroptila (Kakapo) is the source of this 3108-nucleotide messenger RNA. RefSeq names its product POU class 3 homeobox 4 (gene POU3F4). Gene Ontology annotation, molecular function: RNA polymerase II cis-regulatory region sequence-specific DNA binding; DNA-binding transcription factor activity, RNA polymerase II-specific. Gene Ontology annotation, biological process: regulation of transcription by RNA polymerase II; brain development. The transcript has a single exon. Lineage: Eukaryota; Metazoa; Chordata; Aves; Psittaciformes; Psittacidae. The coding region runs from base 89 to 1195 and encodes 368 amino acids. Gene Ontology annotation, cellular component: nucleus. The record is from RefSeq and is a predicted model, not a curated record.
CCGCUGCCCGGGCCGCCGUGCCGGUGGAUGUCAAAGGCUGAAGCGGCGGCGCCGCCACAGUAUAACUCGUGGGGGCUGCGCGGCGGCCAUGGCCACAGCCGCCUCCAACCCCUACAGCCUCCUCGGCUCCGGCUCGCUCGCCCAUGCGGACGGCGCGGGCAUGCAGCAGGGGAGCCCCUUCCGCAACCCGCAGAAGCUGCUGCAGAGCGAGUACCUGCAGGGCGUCCCGGGCAAUGGGCACCCGCUGGGGCACCACUGGGUGACCAGCCUCAGCGACAGCGGGCCCUGGCCCUCGGCGCUGGCCGGCGGCCCGCUGGAGCAGCCCGACGUGAAGCCGGGCCGCGAGGACCUGCAGCUGGGCGCCAUCAUCCACCACCGCUCGCCCCACGUCUCCCAUCACUCGCCCCACGCCAACCACCCCAGCGCCUGGGGCGCCAGCCCGGCCCACAGCGCCUCGCUGGCCCCCCCCGCCGCAGCCGCCGCCGCCGCCGGGCAGCCCCUCAACGUGUAUUCGCAGGCGGGCUUCGCGGUGGGCGGCAUGCUGGAGCACGGCGGGCUGACCCCGCCGCCCGCCGCCGCGCAGGGCUUGCACCCGGGGCUGCGGGGCGAGGGCGGCGGGGAGCACGGAGAGCUGGGCGGGCACCACUGCCAGGACCACUCGGACGAGGAGACGCCGACCUCGGAUGAGCUGGAGCAGUUCGCCAAGCAGUUCAAGCAGCGGCGCAUCAAGCUGGGCUUCACCCAGGCCGACGUGGGGCUGGCCCUCGGGACCCUCUACGGGAACGUCUUCUCGCAGACCACCAUCUGCCGUUUCGAGGCCCUGCAGCUCAGCUUCAAGAACAUGUGCAAGCUGAAGCCGCUGCUGAACAAGUGGCUGGAGGAGGCCGACUCCUCCACCGGCAGCCCCACCAGCAUCGACAAGAUCGCGGCGCAGGGGAGGAAGAGGAAGAAGCGCACCUCCAUCGAGGUGAGUGUCAAGGGCGUGCUGGAGACGCACUUUCUCAAGUGCCCCAAGCCGGCUGCCCAGGAGAUCUCCUCGCUGGCAGACAGCCUGCAGCUGGAGAAAGAGGUGGUGCGGGUCUGGUUCUGCAACCGGCGGCAGAAGGAGAAGCGGAUGACCCCGCCGGGCGAGCAGCCGCAGCACGACGUCUAUUCCCACGGCGUGAAAACGGACACGGCCUGCCACGACCUCUGACCGGGGCUGUCCGGGCAGGCAGGACUGCGGGCAGCGCGGAUUUUCCGCCGGGGCUUUAACUUAUGGUUUCCGAGAGGCAGGAGACGCGGAGCGGGGGCUCCCCGCCCGCCGCCUGGGCAAUAUUUUUUCUCUCUCCGACCUUUCCGCUGAUCAGUGCACGGUGUUUACUCGCAGACAAGGUUUGGUUUCGGUCACUACUAAGACGAAGGGGAAAAAAAAACCAAACAAAAACAAAACACACACAAAACGGGGGGGGGGGGGGGGAAAAAGAAAAAAGAAAAAAAGAAAAAAAAAGAACUCACGGGAAAAAAGGAGAAAAAAAAAAACCCGACAGAAAAGGAAAGACAGAUGUGUGCCUAUGAAUAACCUUCCAGCGCCUUGGUUAUAUCAGCUGUAUUUCAGGUGAAUCUGUUUUACAAUAGACUAGUUUUGCAUUUUUAAAGACUUAUAUAGCGUUUUUAAAUGUCUGAGGUGUUUUACUACAAACUGUACACAAUAUUUGUGACCUAAUUUGUAUCGAAUUGAGCAGGCAAAACGUUUCUCCCUUCCCCACGCACCGGCAAUGUCACUCAGUGGGGACGGGGCAGGGUGGCUGCGGCCCUUCCCCCUCUCCAGCUCCCUCCCCCACCCCCCCGAGGAAUGGGGUUCCCCUCCGCGCCCGCGGAGCCCCGCGCACCCCACUGCCGCCCGCGCGGUUCUGAAGAACGGGCUUAUUUGUUGCAGCUUUUCUCUUCCUUUUUCAGGAACGUCCCAACACCGUAAACCGGUCGGGUUCCAAUCCUGACCUCCACUCUCUUCUCCCAAGGAAAAAAAAAAAGAAAAUAAUUAUUUAUAAGAGAUUUAUCAUAAAUUAAGCACCACAAACAAACCCGUGGCAUUUGCCAGUCGCUUUCUUUCCGAAGAUGAGUUGGGCUUUUUGAUCAGCGCCAGACUGAGAGGUCUGUAGUAAAACACCUUUAUACUCCUGCGCUUUGGCUUCGGAAAUCGGUUUCUCUGUAUUUUGUUUCGAUAGUGAAGAGGAAAGGGGGGGUCUCAUGAUUUCUUUUUGGAGGGGAGAGGGACAGCAAACACCCGCAUUUGGUUCACGCUGAGCUUAUUUCCGUGUCACAGGGAGAUGCUGGAUUUGUUGAAAAGCUUUUAUUAAGAAAAACAAAAACAAAACACCGCAACCACGAACAGGGAGGAAAAAACAAAACAAAGAAAAAGUCACUAAAAUGCUACAACCACCCCAGUUUUUGGGCACGGGGAGGUGCUGACCUGGAGCCGGCCCCCCCCCAGUUGUGUUGCACACAGGGCCGGGUGCACAGCGCCCACAAACCCACUCGCAAGAGGGAAUUGCUGCGCGGGUGCGUAUGCGGGAGCGCACGGCCGUGGUCACCCCCUGCUCCCGCACCCUCCCCGCGGCCGGGCUGGCUCGGGGCCGCCGGGCAGGACCGGGCCGGGCCCCCCCAGGGUCCCCGCAGGACCCCUCCGGGGCCCAGUGCGGCCCCACUCUGCAUCCGCGCCCCGCUCCGCGGCUCCCCGCACAGCCCCAAUCCCUCCCCGGCGCUCAGAUUUUUUCCUUUCAACAUUUAUAUUUUUCAAGUAUUUUUCAGUAAGCGCUAAAGAAAAAAAAAAAAAAAAAAAAUUUAAAAAAAAAGAAAAAAUUAAAAACAAAGAGAAAAAGAAACUCGACACUGAGGACCUGCCUAUUUCUGCCAACUUUAUAACUGUACAGUUUUGUAUAUUAAACGUUUUUUGGAAGUUAUUAAUUUAAAGAAAGAUCAUUUAGUUUAUUCAUUUAGUAACUGAUGUAUAAUAAACGCUAUUUUCAUUAAAGGUUGCUUUUUUCAACUAUUUUAUCCAAAAUUGCCUAUUGCAGUUGCCAACAAUUAUUUAUUUUCAAUAAAUUCCGCAUUAUGUUAAAAAAAAAA